Molecule: messenger RNA, 3047 nt
Organism: Brassica oleracea var. oleracea
Lineage: Eukaryota; Viridiplantae; Streptophyta; Magnoliopsida; Brassicales; Brassicaceae
Product: E3 ubiquitin-protein ligase UPL5
Exons: 3
Coding region: 193-2838 (881 amino acids)
Biological process (GO): proteasome-mediated ubiquitin-dependent protein catabolic process; positive regulation of protein catabolic process; protein polyubiquitination
Molecular function (GO): protein binding; ubiquitin-protein transferase activity
Source: RefSeq, a predicted model, not a curated record
UUUGUAGGCGUCUGUUGUCCUAACGAUGGCGUAUACAGAAAAUUAAUUGACUGCUCUUCGUUAAACCUCCCCCUUCGUCUCCCCCCCUUCUUCCUCCUCGCCUUUACAUAGUUCUCAUCUCUGUCCAACAGUUCAUUUUCCGUCCACCGACUUGGCUAAUCCUUCUCAUCGGCGGCGAUUUUCGUCUCUCAGAUGACUCUACGCCGUUCAACAGCCGCAGAUUCACCAAUCUCUCACCGAUCACCUCUCGCCGUGGCUGGAACCGAUAACCACAAACGCAAACUCGACGAUUACGCCGCCGAUUACGGCCUUGACCUCCUCCAGAAGAUGAAACGGCACGAGGUCGACGCCGAUCGCAUCUCCCCGGCGUCGCAGCAGAAACCGUUGACGUCCGGUGAGAAUUACCGGUCUCUGUACACUCCCGGCGAGUGCUCCUCCUCAUCCUCAUCUUCCUCCUCUCUCCCCGAGUCGUGGACUCGUUCCGAGUCGACUCGGUUGCAGCUCUUCGUGAGGAUGAUGUCAGGAGGCAAAACAAUCGUGAUCCACGCGGACAGAAACGACACCGUCGAGCAUCUCCACCACAGAAUCCAGCUGAAGACUCAGAUUCCCGUCACGGAGCAGCGCGUUAUCUACAAAGGCAAGCAGUUACAGUUCGAACACACCUUAAACCACUACUCCAUCGAGCAGGACUCUUCCUUACACCUCGUCGGCCGUAUGCAAAGCACAGAGUAUCCAGUAGCUUGCCAGACCGUAGAUGAGAUCAUGUCCACCAUCUCGCGGAUGCACAGAGGCGAGAAUCUCUACGGAGGCCGCACCAACAUCAACGACAAGCUCGUCAAGUUCUUCGCGAGGAUUCCCGCUGAGAGCAACCGUUCCGCCGCCAAGUAUCUGAAGAUAUUCUCCAACUCUUCGGUUCCAGCUGCGCUGGUGAUGCUCUUCGUCUCUCCUCUAGAGAUCAACAAAGCCUGCGGGAAGAGUUCGAUCAAGCUCUUCUUGAACAGCUGCGUGGCGUUGCCGGUUCAUCAGCAGAACAGUUGUUUGCCCGUUGUGUUGGAGUUCUGUAGAUUGCUUAGGGGAGCUUGUCCCGACAACAAGCUUUACGCGUCUUGUCGGAACACCUUGGGGUCGAUGCUUGAUUUGGUGUGUAAAUCCGAUGAGUUUCAGUUCAGAUUGUUUACGAUCGGGGAGGAGAUCUACCCGUGCGUGACCGAGUUAGCUGAUAUUAUUGUGAGAGAGUUGGUAGAGAACACAGGGCCUAGCUUGUCUGAAGUUCAGAAAUUUUCUUCCUUUUGGCAGCCCUUGAAACGUGCCGUUACAGCUCAGCUUCCCUGCUUGUUCCCCGUCGCUAUGCCUCUGCGGAACACUGUGAUGGAAGCGGAGAUCGGGAAGCUUUAUCAGAUAUUCAGAAGGUUAAUGACUGUAAUGGACAUUUGUAUGACUAGAAUCGAAUCUUCGUUGGGUAACAGAGGAGUUGCCAACACGGAAGCUAUGUCUGCGACUUGGUCUCAGUAUCUCGCUGUUCUCAAGAUUGUGGAUUCGAUGUGUGAGCUUUAUCAAGGCGCUAAGGAACAGCUAGCUAGUCUCUUAAACGCCAGGAAGGUUUCGUUCAGCGCCCUCGUUUUGAAAUUCGCGAAAAGAGGGGAUGAUGAUCACCAGUGGAUCUUUGACUACAAGGAAGCUACGACCUUCGAAUCCAGGAGGCAUUUAGCGAUGCUCCUGUUCCCCGACGUGAAAGAAGACUACGACGAGAUGCACGAGAUGCUUAUUGAUCGGUCCAAUCUGUUUGCUGAAUCGUUUGAGUACAUAUCCGGCGCGACCCCAGGGUCGCUUCAUAGUGGACUGUUUAUGGAGUUCAAGAAUGAGGAAGCUACAGGUCCUGGUGUGUUGAGAGAAUGGUUCUAUUUGGUGUGUCAGGAGAUAUUCAAUCCCCGAAAUGCCCUCUUCCUUCGAUCUGCUGAUGAUUUCAGAAGAUUCUCUCCUAAUCCAGCAUCUAAGGUGGAUCCAUUACAUCUCAGUUACUUCGAGUUCACUGGUCGUGUGAUUGCUUUAGCUUUGAUGCAUAAAGUCCAAGUAGGUGUGCUGUUCGACCGUGUAUUCUUCUCACAGUUAGCCCACCCGGAAAUAAGUUUGGAAGACAUCAAGGACACGGAUCGAGUCAUGUACAACAGCUGCAAACAGAUCCUAGAGAUGGAUCCAGCGUUCUUCGACUCAAACGCCGGUUUUGGUCUAACGUUUGAGCUGGAAACGGAGGAGCUGGGGAAAAGAGAAACGGUGGAGCUGCUUCCUGAGGGGAAGUCCAUUGCUGUUAACAGCGAGAACAGGGAACAAUACGUUAAACUCCUAAUCAAGCAACGAUUUGCCGCGUCGAUCUCCCAGCAUGUAGAGAGAUUCUCCAAGGGCUUCUCUGAUAUACUUUCUGACUCUGUACCUGCCUUUUUUAAACGAAUAUACUUAGAGGAUUUCGAUGGGAUGCUUCGAGGAGGGGAGAACCCUAUAAGCAUAGAUGAUUGGAAGGCUCAUACAGAGUAUAAUGGGUUCAGAGAGACUGACAGACAAAUAGACUGGUUCUGGAAGAUUAUGAAGAAAAUGACGGAAGAAGAAAGGAGGAGCGUACUCUUCUUUUGGACAUCGACUAAGUUUAUACCAGUGGAGGGGUUUAGAGGGUUAUCAUCGAAGCUUUACAUCUAUAGGUUACAUGAAGCUAAUGAUCGUCUUCCAACGUCUCAUACUUGCUUUUACCGUCUCUGCUUACCAAAAUACCCGACGAUGGGUCUCAUGGAACAACGUCUUCGAUUCAUCGCUCAAGAUCAUGUCAGCUCCAGUUUCGGUAAAUGGUGAAACAGAAUUAUCAAAGUAAUCUUGUCUAUAUCUCUCGCUGAUCUUUAGGUUUGUAGAUUGGUGCGUUUGGUGUGUAGCUAGAUUUAGCUGUGGUCAAGCUCUGUUUAUGACCGGGAGUGAAAGGUGAAACCUUUCUUAAUUUGUGUGUUCUAUAACUAAUGUAUAAAUUAAUUUAAUUUGGAAACUUAUGCUAAGGGAAAAAAAUCUGU